UGCUGCAGGCGGCAAGCAGCGGUUGUACUGACACCUGCAGCAGGUGUUGAUGCCAACAGGAUGUCCUGCUCCUGCUGCUGCUGUGUGACUCCCAGUGGGGAGCUGCUGGAGGGGAUCAGGAAGAAGGAGCGGCUGGUGAGAGAGGAAGAGGAGGAGGAGGAGGAGGAAGAGGAGGAGGAGAGCAGGAGGAACAUGGAGCUGUCUCUGCUCAGGGAGCAGUACAGGAGCAGCAGAGAGAGCCAGAGGAGACACACUCAGGUGCUUCUGUACAGGACAGUCUCGGAGGAACUGUCGGACACCGUCAGCAUCAUCCCCGUCUCUCAGGGUUUGACGUCGCCGUGGAAACCGAGCAGCAGCUCGCCACAGGCCACAACCUUCAACCCUAACCUUGCAACCUACGACCCCUGGCACGUCCACCUGAGCCUCCACCGACGCUGCUGUCCCGGGCGCCCGGUGCCGCUCACAGCUUCAUCCCCAGAAACAACAAACAGCAACAGAUCCUUGGGAUGUUCUUCGUCGUCCACUGAAGACCUGGACUCAGCCAGCAGCUCCAGAGAAACGUCCCCCUGCAGCUCCUUCAGCCCCAAAGACCACUUCAGGUCCAGAGGAGGCCCAGAUACUGGAUCCUCUGACCGGUCCAGAGGAGGCCCAGAUACUGGAUCCUCUGACCGGUCCAGAGGAGGCCGCGAUACUGGAUCCUGUGACAGGUCCAGAGGAGGCCCAGAUACUGGAUCCUCUGACCGGUUCAGAGGAGGCCCAGAUACUGGAUCCUGUGACAGGUCCAGAGGAGGCCCAGAUACUGGAUCCUCUGACCGGUUCAGAGGAGACCCAGAUACUGGAUCCUGUGACCGGUCCAGAGGAGGCCCCAGUGGUUCUCUGGAGGGUUCAGCCUCCCGCACCAGCUCUGAUGAAAGCUCCACCCCCGUCGCCUCCAUCACCUGCUCCCCCAGCGGCUCCACCAGCAGCCUGAACCAGCCUGCAGGUGGGUGUAACGGCGUCCUGCAGAGCGGUGGCACCUCCUCGCCGUGGGGGGGCGGGAGCAGGAAGUUCUCGGCCCCGGUCCUCAGGUUCACCAGGCAGCUGAGCGUAGGCGGGCUGGGCUCCUCCGCGGGGGUCCACCAGAGCCAGAACUACCACCCGUUCCCCAACAGGAAGACCCCGAGGAUCUCUGAGGCUGCCAAGAGGCUGGGGAUGUACUCGUCCUUCUGACUGUAUUAGUGAACCUGCGACUCUGUACGGGAGCCACAAAGUGUUCAAAUUAAAUAAACAAAUAAACGUAA
Dicentrarchus labrax (European seabass) is the source of this 1280-nucleotide messenger RNA. RefSeq lists its product as uncharacterized. The transcript has 4 exons. NCBI's taxonomy places the organism in Eukaryota, Metazoa, Chordata, Actinopteri, Moronidae. Bases 61 to 1209 code for a protein of 382 amino acids. The record is from RefSeq and is a predicted model, not a curated record.